Messenger RNA from Cuculus canorus (common cuckoo), 1409 nucleotides. RefSeq names its product natural killer cell receptor 2B4-like. Gene Ontology annotation, molecular function: MHC class I protein binding. Gene Ontology annotation, cellular component: external side of plasma membrane. NCBI's taxonomy places the organism in Eukaryota, Metazoa, Chordata, Aves, Cuculiformes, Cuculidae. The record is from RefSeq and is a predicted model, not a curated record. The transcript has 10 exons. The coding region runs from base 12 to 1211 and encodes 399 amino acids. Gene Ontology annotation, biological process: natural killer cell activation involved in immune response.
GGAGGAGGAGGAUGCCAUGCUCCAUGGCUGUUGCAAGGAAAGGUGCCUCGCUUGGAUGUCACCUGGAGAUGUCCCAGCGCGGAGGUCCCCAGUGCCCGUUGGCUCUGUUGGUGCUGCUGUGUCCGGUGCUGCUGACCACGGCUGGUGGCCGAGGACCCCUGGAGUGCCAGGAACAAACUGUGUCUGCUGGCGGAGCGCUGCAGCUACGGCCGGAGAAACCCCCACGGGAAUGGAUAAAGGUCGAUUGGAGAGUGAAGUUGACUUCAGGAGAGUCGCAUCGGAUCCUGACAGCUGAGGAGAAUAAAGAUGCUGCAUCCACCAAUGGUUCUUUUAAUGGGAGAGCUGUUUUCCACCAGGAGACCCUCUCCCUGCAGAUCAGCCCCGUUAGCAGGGCAGACAGUGGGGUCUAUAAAGCAGAGUUUGAGGACACAUCGGGCCGUGUUACUGCCCUGUGCUUCCGUGUGUCGGUGUGGGAUCCUGUCCCCCUACCACAGCUGGAGGCACAGAUCCUGCACAGGGAGCAGAGCUGGUGCAACCUCUCCCUGGUCUGCACGGUGCCGGGAGCGGGCAACGUCUCCUACAGCUGGUCCUGCAGCGAGGGUACCCUGGGAGACCUGGAGCCCCAACCCCGGCUGCACUUGCAAGUCCAUGGAGAUGCCCACCCCACUGUCUGCUGCUGCAACGUGAGCAACCUGGUGAGCUGGAGCGUGGCUCGAACUGACAUCGCUGCAGCGUGUCGCGCUGCAGCUCCAGGGCUUUUUAAGACCACUCUCUGGUGGGCCAUGGGGUUGGCAUUGGCCAUCUCUGUAGCCUUCGUUGUCACCUGCUACUGGUGGAGGAAGCGAAGAAAGGACCUCCAGAGAGCUCCUCCUGAACCCGUUGAGCAGAUGAUGACGGUCUAUGAGGAGGUGGGCAAAGCCCAAACCAACCAAACCACUAAUGAGAACAGUGAGGACACUGCAAGAGGAAACACCAUCUACACUGUCGUCUGCCCCAAAACACUGCAGGGACGCAGCCACCCUCAGGAGCCCCAAAGCACCACCAUCUACUCCACGAUUCAGCCCAUGAGGAAGGUUCCUUCUCUCAAGAGGAAGAGGUUGGACCCAGCUUUGGUUUCUACUGCCUACACAGAGGUUACGGGAGGUUCUAGACAUUGGCGUCCUCCUUCACAGACCUUGGCCCCAUCACUUGCCAGCCACCACCUCUCUUAGAGCCCCGUCUGCUUCAGCAAGACCUUCCCUUCUCUCAUGGUUUAACCCCAACCCAAUCCGGAAGCUGAUACUGAGCAGUUGGGUUCCCAGUUCCCUCACACUUCCAGGGAAAGGGGAAAUGAAAAUGAGAAGAAAAAGAUUUGUGGGUUGGAAGCUAGAAUUAAAACAGCUUUAAUAAUAAUAAUAAUAAUAAUAAUA